Molecule: messenger RNA, 782 nt
Organism: Notothenia coriiceps (black rockcod)
Lineage: Eukaryota; Metazoa; Chordata; Actinopteri; Perciformes; Nototheniidae
Product: ephrin type-B receptor 2-like
Exons: 2
Coding region: 15-782 (255 amino acids)
Biological process (GO): protein phosphorylation; ephrin receptor signaling pathway; axon guidance
Cellular component (GO): plasma membrane; dendrite
Molecular function (GO): ATP binding; transmembrane-ephrin receptor activity; protein binding
Source: RefSeq, a predicted model, not a curated record
CUGCAGAAGUACUAAUGGACUCAACCACAGCAACAGCAGAACUGGGCUGGACCAUCUACCCAACACAGGGGUGGGAAGAAGUGAGUGGCUAUGAUGAAAACAUGAACACUAUUCGAACAUACCAAGUGUGCAACGUCUUCGAUAGCAGCCAGAACAACUGGGUCCGCACCAAGUACAUCCGGCGCCGCGGGGCUCAGCGCAUCCACGUCCAGAUGAAGUUCUCAGUGCGAGACUGCAGUUCUAUACCCAACGUCCCUGGCUCCUGCAAGGAAACCUUCAAUCUGUACUACUAUGAGUCGGACUCUGACACAGCCACUAAAUCGUCCCCCCCCUGGAUGGAGAACCCCUGGGUGAAGGUGGACACUAUAGCAGCCGAUGAGAGUUUCUCUCAGGUGGAUCUUGGUGGACGAAUCAUGAAGAUUAACAGUGAAGUCCGGAGUUUUGGACCUGUAUCGCGCAGUGGCUUCUACCUUGCUUUUCAGGAUUACGGUGCAUGCAUGUCAAUCAUCGCUGUUCGAGUCUUCUACAGGAAAUGUCCCGGUGUGACCCAGAAUGGUGCUAUCUUCCCGGAAACUCUUUCUGGAGCAGAGAGCACGUCUCUGGUGGCGGCCAGAGGGGUGUGUGUUCCCAACGGGGAGGAGGUGGAUGUUCCCAUCAAGCUGUACUGCAACGGGGAGGGGGAGUGGAUGGUCCCCAUCGGGCACUGCAUGUGCAAGGCCGGGUACGAGUCAGUGGAGAAUGGAACGGUCUGCAGAGGUAAGACACCACGGGGUCUAGACUAG